Messenger RNA from Cucumis melo (muskmelon), 725 nucleotides. RefSeq lists its product as uncharacterized. The transcript has 2 exons. Lineage: Eukaryota; Viridiplantae; Streptophyta; Magnoliopsida; Cucurbitales; Cucurbitaceae. Gene Ontology annotation, biological process: nucleoside triphosphate catabolic process. Gene Ontology annotation, molecular function: nucleoside triphosphate diphosphatase activity. The coding region runs from base 210 to 569 and encodes 119 amino acids. The record is from RefSeq and is a predicted model, not a curated record.
AUGCAUAUCACAUAUGGAGGAAUCUCAUGUCAUUUUGCUUUUCCCACUUGUCCUUUCUCUUUUUUUCUCCCUCAUGUUACCAAAAUAAACCUUAAUUUCCAUAACAGACACAUUUUCAUUCAUUCCCAUUUUUCUACCUAUAAAGCCAACACCCCUCCUUCUUCCCUCAUUGCUCAUUUACACACAUUAUUUCUCAACCCCAACCAGCCAUGGGAGGGGGCAAGCAAGUCGAUGUUGAUGUCGGUGUUGACGACAUUAGCCUCAAGGACCUCUCGUUAAAGCUCGAGGAGUUUGCCAAGGCCAGAAACUGGGAGAAGUAUCAUAGUCCUAGAAACCUUCUCCUUGCCAUGGUAGGAGAAGUAGGAGAGUUAUCAGAAAUAUUCCAAUGGAGAGGAGAAGUGGAGAAAGGACUGGCAGAUUGGGAAGAAUCAGACAAAGAGCAUCUUGGUGAAGAACUUUCUGAUGUGUUGCUUUAUCUCAUCAGAUUGGCUGAUAUUUGUGGAAUCAAUUUGGCUAAUGCUGCUACUAAGAAACUUGUUAAGAACUCCAUCAAAUACCCCACCCCUUAGCUUUUUUAUUAUUAACCAAAAAAAAAAAAAAAAAAAAGUUAAUUUUCCCAUCUUUCCUCUUCCUAUUCCUUUUUUUUUUCUCCCCAUUUUGUGUACUGUAGUUUCCAAAAAAAAAAAAAAAAAAAAAAACACUACAUAAGAUAUCCAUUUCUCUAA